Empidonax traillii (willow flycatcher) is the source of this 426-nucleotide messenger RNA. Its product is annotated as transcription factor CP2-like. Gene Ontology annotation, biological process: regulation of transcription by RNA polymerase II. NCBI's taxonomy places the organism in Eukaryota, Metazoa, Chordata, Aves, Passeriformes, Tyrannidae. Gene Ontology annotation, cellular component: nucleus. The record is from RefSeq and is a predicted model, not a curated record. Gene Ontology annotation, molecular function: RNA polymerase II cis-regulatory region sequence-specific DNA binding; DNA-binding transcription activator activity, RNA polymerase II-specific. The transcript is spliced from 4 exons. The annotation marks the transcript as partial.
GCUGGUGAGGCCCCGCCUGACCAUCUACGUGUGUCAGGAGUCGCAGCAGGUGAGGGACCCCCAGCACGAGCCCGACGAGGGCGACGGCGGCGCCGGGACCUUCUUCGUGUACCACGCGGUGUACCUGGAGGAGCUGACGGCGGCCGAGCUCUCCGAGAAGCUGGCGCAGCUGUUCCGCGUCUCCGCCCACCAGAUCCAGCAGAUCUACAAACAGGGACCCACCGGCAUCCACGUCCUGGUCAGCGACGAGAUGAUCCAGAACUUCCCGGACGAGUCCUGCUUCGUGUUGGACACCAUGAAAGCCGAAAGCAGCGACAGCUACCACGUCAUCCUCAAAUAGGGGCACCUGGAACACCUGGGACACCUGGAGAACAUGGAGAACAUGGAACAGCUGGAGAACUUGGGAUACCUGGAGAGCAUGGAACA